UGUCUCUUGCAUUUCUCUUGCCUUUCCUUUCUUCUUCUCACCUCUUUUCCUUCGUCUUCUUCCUUUCAGCAUCCCAUCUGUGUGUUAAAACUAUUACAAGUCGAGAUGAAAAGCCAACCAUGAUGAUGAGCAAUGAGGAUGGUAAAGAUUAAAGCCAACUAGUUGAUAUAGUUCACCAAAGAAAGGAUCCAACUAAAUAAACGUUGCUGUUCCUGGUUCCUCUCGUCCAUCCAGACUGGUAAACCAACAAUCACCUUUAAAAAUCAACGGUUAAUUGUGAUCUUCUAAAUUGUAUUCUAUUGCAAUGGAAUUACAAAAAACAUUGAGAGGACAUGAGAGUCUUGAUUUUCCAGCUAAUGGGGCCAAAACAACAGCAAUCAGUACCAUUGGUGUUCAAUCGGCUAAAACUAGGAUAAUCAUAGCGGUACUAGUGAGUAAAGAUUGGAUUGAGUUAAAGAUUUGUGAUAUGGAGCCUUCACUGCUUGACAUCGGAAGAUCACUUGAUGAAGCGAUCGACUUUCAGCAGCAGCAUUUAACGACACUGAAAAAGCUUGAGACAAAGCAAACUCCAGUCGAAAAGCUUCUGGGCUCAGCUGAUGAGAUACUUGCAAACAAGGAAACCGAUCCAAUUGUAUUUUCAGCUAUGGCUGAGAAUCUGGCGUUAGCCUGGAAAAAUUUGAACCUCCAGUUACAAUUGAGAUCUCAAACGUUGAGUCAAGCAGUUACUUUCUAUCGCAGAUGUGACCAAUUCAAUCAGUGGAUCGAAAAGGCGGAAAAUGAAUUUUCUGUGGUUGAACUGCCUGAUAGUCUGGAAGGAGUGCGAAAAAUAUUAGCUGAUAUUGAAGGACUCAAACGAAAUCUUCUAGAGUCAUCAAUGUUUGCGAUGAAUGAACAACAUUUACUGUUAGCUAAAUUGGACGACAUGGCUGCUGCCAACCUCUUUGAUUCCAGGCCUUUAUACAAAUCCAGUGAAAUAGCCAAUGUGAUUGCCUAUGUUAUUGACUACUUGGAGAGAUUACAGGCAAAAAGGCGACGACUUGUCACCUUAUUCAUCCAACGAAAGAAACAACUGGACUCACAAUAUCUUAGAUUACAUUACAUGGAGCUUCUAAAUGGGAUUGCCAGUCGCAUGGACAAAGAAAAGUCCAUUCUUGAAGGCAUUAAUCCAGGUUGUUCAGCUCGGGAAGCCGGGAUUGCUCGCUACAAAAUGGAUGAAAUUGAGCGAAGCUUGAAAAACUUGGGCACAGAAUCAUUACGCCUGGCGAGUGAGAUUGAUCAACAUUCAGAGGAGAUGAACAGUCAAGUUAAAGAUUUAGCUUUCAGUGUUCUGGAGGAAUACAGUAGUCUCAUGUUUACCCUAGAAGAAAUGAAAUCUUUGCAAAGUUCCUUUGCAUCCUUCUUGGAGGCAGCCUCCCUUACCUCUGCUAAACUUGAUACCAUGUUUGAUUCCCUUGAAAGACCUUCUUUUCCCGUUCAACAUCGAUCUCAAUCACCUAGUCCCUGUAUCACUCUCGAUUAUAUUCAAGAGACAAUUAAGGAAACUGUGAGUCAAGGCUACUAUUUGUUGGAUCUUGUUGGGACCAAUCAAGCUUAUAUUCAACCCAUUAAUGCUAAACUUCACGAGAUCCAAGAAAAGUGUCGCGCUCUCGAGGAAAAGCUUGCUUCUAUUCAACCAAUCGUGACCACUGAAACUGCAACCGAAACUGAAGUGGAAAUGGUUGAAGAUCAAAAUAUUUAUCAACAGAAACAAACUCGGGAAAUUAGUGAAAAACUUGUUAAAGUGAUAAAUUUAAAAGAUGAUCUCAGCCGUUGGUUAAACCAAAGAGUUGGUGACUUUUUACGAGGGCAUCAAGAUAUGGGAAGCUCAAUUGGAAUUGUUAAUGACUUUUUGGAACAACAUCGCAAACUUUCAAUUGAAAUGGAAACCAAGUCAUUGGAACUCAAAGUUUUACUCUCCAUUGUUAACAGAAUGGAAUCCGAAGGAGAAACUCUUCCCGAAGAUGUUCAAAACUCUAUUGAUGAACUUAAAUCGAACUGGGAAUUGUAUUCAUCGCUACUAGAGAACCGAAUCCUUUUGUCAAAACGAUAUUCAACAUUUCACAAAGUCUCCAGUGAUGUAACUCGUAAUUUAGAUCAACUUGAAAAUGAUUUGAUUAAGCUUGAAAAGGUUAGUGAUGAAGGUCUUCGUCCAUUGACAGAGAUUUGGGUCUCAUUGAAGCAAGAGACGGUAAAGCUUAAAAACCUGGAAUCCAAUUUUACUCGUGAAAUAAAACAGAGUAAAGAUCCUUUCCUGGACAAAGAUCGUGGCGUCCUUUGCGUUCAAUCAUGUUUAACUCAUAUCAACAGUUUAAUGGUUAAAAUUGAAGCCUUAAUGGAGGCACGGAAAAGUCAAAUUGCUGAGGAGAAAAUUAAAUCUUCCAGAGCAAUUCAAGUUUCCGUGCAAACAGAUGAGAUACCUAAGCCUAAGCCUGUUGAAGUUAAAAAUGCUGAAACUAUGGUAAAUAGCUCAGUUCAGAAAAUAUCUAGUGAGGAAAAGAUUACGCGUAUGGUUUAUCAUGAUGUAACUAACAUUACAAGUCAACGUCUUAUAGAGAUUCCUGAUAAACCAGAAAAUUUGCCUGAUAGAGCUCCAAUGUUUAUACAAAAUUUAACUGACGUAACUUUGGAUGAAAAAUCAGUUCUGUUUUUAUCCUGUGCUGUUACUGGGCAUCCACCUCCUAAAGUUAACUGGUAUCGAGAUGGUCAACAUGUUUUCUGCUCUCUUGGUCAAGAGGUUACCGAAGAUAUGGAAAGUAAAACUUAUUCCUUGAUUAUUCAAGAUGUAACUCGAUCUCACCAAGGAGUUUAUACGGUUGAAGCUGUCAAUGCAAUAGGCAAAGCAUCAAGCAGCUGUCAGGUUACAAUUAAACCUAAAAUUACAGCCAAACAUCCACAAUUUUUAAAAUACUUGGAAGAUCGAGUAGUUAAAUCAGGCGACAAUGUUACGUUAACUUGCCAAAUAACAGGUUUUCCCGAACCAAAGGUUACCUGGUAUUUUAAUCAUCGUCAAAUUGAGUUGAGUGAUUUGAGUAAAUUCACUCUGAAUCAAGAUGGGGAGAUUUGUAGUCUCAUUAUACCGACAAUUACGAGCGAUCUUGUUGGCAAUUAUUGUAUUGUUGCUGAAAAUACGGCUGGCAAAGCAGUGUCCAGUUGUAACAUUAUUAUGCCUGAUCUCCAUAAAUCAACUAGUUCACAAUCUUUAACAGGAUUGGCAGCGUCCAAUCAACUUAAUCUACCACUAGGAAUUAAUCAACGAGCUAGUUCAGAGAUAAGAACAACAUUCCGUGAAAUGACCAGUUCAUCAAAGAUUUUCAAGACAACAACCUCAACCUCUUCAAGAUCAGCUUCACAAUCAGCCCAACCAUUUAUCAAUCAACUAUCUCAACCAACAUCUUCAUUAACAGGAUCAACACUUGAACUUGUCCCUUCUCCUCUCCACUCAUCUUCACGAAAAAGUGAAUCAAUCACCCGAGAAGAGCACCAUUUCAGCAAAAUAAAUGACAAUGAACCUCAAAUCAGUCACUCUUAUCAACAAGAAAAUUUGGUUACCACAGAUAAAGGAAUUGAAUCUCACGAGGUUAAAUCGUUUGUUGAAAGAAACAAUAGCGCACCUUCCUCAAGCAAUCUCCAAACAGAUAUCAGAUCACCUCAUAUUGUCCGCCAUUUAACCAAUCAAUUAGUUAAUCCGGGAGAAGAGAUAACUUUUGAAAUUGAAUUGUCGGGAAAUCCUAUUCCAGAAGUUAUUUGGUAUAGAAAGGGAAUCCCGCUCAAUGUUAAUGAUGAAAAUUUCAUUUUUACCAACCCAAGUAACGGAAUCUAUCGACUAACUUUUAAAGAAGCUUGGCCUGAAGAUUCAGGUUUAAUUACAGUCAAGGCCAGUAAUUCACUUGGAGCAAUUGAAUCUAAUGCCAAUCUACUAGUCCAAGAAUCAAGGCGAGAAAGCAUAUCAAGUGGCAGUGCAAUACGUUGCGUCAAUGAAGGUGCCUCAGUGAAACAAAAAAAAGAUUUUUUCACUCGAAUAGCCAUGGAACAGGCUGCUUCAACCUACGAUUUCAAAACACGAUGCAUGAGUUUGGAUCGACGAUUUUCCUCAGAAGGACCUGGACGAUUGUUUAAAUCAUCUGGAAUCUCUGGUGUCUAUUCUUAUACAAGUGAUUUAAAGCAAGCUGAUUCCUUUGAAUCCCUUCCUUGUGGCUAUAAAUAUUCAACCUCAUCAGCUAAAUCAGAUAUUUCUGAAGAGCCCAGCUACUUUUCAGCUCAGGAAGAUAAUUCAGAAUUUAAACCAGUUUGGGUUCCAAAAAAUUUCUACUCAGCUUCAACAACUUUACCAAGAACUCCUAAAUGGCAACCAGUUCGAGCUCCUGGUCAAAACAGGGAAACACAGUCUUUCACAAAGGCUAUGUCUAUACCUAGAGGUGAUAUAUGUCCAUCCCUUUUAUCGACAACCCUUUCAGUUGGCUCUUUAUCCCAAACAUCUCUCCACUCCUCCCAAUCAACCUCCUUUUUUGGUCAAGACAUUUCUGAUCAUCCAGCUUCCGAAGGUAAUCCUGUUCGAGCUCCAAUCUUCAUCAAUGGACUCAAAGAUAAAUCAAUACCAGAAGGAAGCUACAUUUCAUUGGAAUGUGAAGUUGACGGUUAUCCUCCUCCAACAAUUAAAUGGUAUCACAAUGACAUUGAAGUUGCCUCUGCUUCAGGUAGUCAAAUUGAUUCGCUUACAGGAGGAAUAUGUCGAUUAAUUAUCGAGAAAUCAACUCGACCAGCGGCAGGGAAAUACGUCUGUCGGGCUUCCAAUUUAGCUGGAUCAAUUUCAACUUCAUGUCAUCUUAAAAUACUUAAUCAGCCUAGUUCGUAACCUGACAAUCAAAAAUAAUUGAAAAGUCUAAAUUUGCUGUAUAUACUGAAAAACUGAUUAUGACAAGCAUUUGUUAAUUAUUGAUGCCAUUUCAAUCAAUAGAUACGAUUUGAGAAUUCAAUUUAAACUCAAAUCGUUUAAACAUGAUAACAAAAAUGUGGUUCUUAUUGAUUUAACAAGUCUGAAUGAACCAAAAAGAGUCAUUACAUGAAUUCGAUUAUUGUAAUUAUCGACUAAACAAACCAUGACCUGUAAUAAUCAAAAAAUAACAAUUAAUACUGAAAAUGAGUUUAAAGGUUAAAAGCAUUUUUAAAA
Molecule: messenger RNA, 5206 nt
Organism: Tetranychus urticae (two-spotted spider mite)
Lineage: Eukaryota; Metazoa; Arthropoda; Arachnida; Trombidiformes; Tetranychidae
Molecular function (GO): protein binding
Source: RefSeq, a predicted model, not a curated record